Caenorhabditis remanei is the source of this 492-nucleotide messenger RNA. RefSeq lists its product as uncharacterized. The transcript has 4 exons. Gene Ontology annotation, molecular function: nucleic acid binding. Lineage: Eukaryota; Metazoa; Nematoda; Chromadorea; Rhabditida; Rhabditidae. The coding region runs from base 1 to 492 and encodes 163 amino acids. The record is from RefSeq and is a predicted model, not a curated record.
AUGGGCGGACAUGCAAGUGGAAUACACGAACGAGGGCAGAUUAGACAGCAGCGCACACUACGCGCCCACGCUCAUGAUAUCGAAUUCAAUCUAAGGAAGUGUGAGACAAUGAGUAAUUGGGCGUCGGCAGAAUUGCGGGAAGACCAACUACAGUACGCCGCAAUGGAUAGUGUAGUGCUCCACUAUUUAAACAUUGGGGCAGCACUGAAUUGGUCAUACGGUAAAUCUGCCGCGCCCAAUUCGCGAGAUCACGAGACCUCCUCGUUUUUACAUGUGGAAUUUCCACAUGUUCUAAAGGUCCACACACCUCGCCGCUCCUCAUCGUCUCUACUCUCCCACACGUCUCCUCUACAAUACGCUCCACUACAUCAUCGCCCACACACCUCACCCUCGUUCCUCACUGCUCGUCUCUACUCUCCCACACGUCUCCACUCUCCUCAGCAGCCAAUUCCUUUUAUGAUUUUUUUGCUCAAAUAUUCCAUCCCUUUAUGA